Triticum aestivum (bread wheat) is the source of this 1722-nucleotide messenger RNA. Its product is annotated as tRNA (adenine(58)-N(1))-methyltransferase non-catalytic subunit TRM6. Gene Ontology annotation, biological process: tRNA methylation. The transcript is spliced from 13 exons. Bases 68 to 1519 code for a protein of 483 amino acids. The record is from RefSeq and is a predicted model, not a curated record. Lineage: Eukaryota; Viridiplantae; Streptophyta; Magnoliopsida; Poales; Poaceae. Gene Ontology annotation, cellular component: nucleus; tRNA (m1A) methyltransferase complex.
UUAGCGACCCGGCCCGCGUGUUAAACCCUCGUCUGGUCCCGUCUCCCUCCCCCCUCCGCCGACACCAAUGGCGCAGCCGCCGCCGCCGACGGCGGUGAUACCGCGGGAGGCGUGGCAGGGGUGCAGCGUGCUCCUCGACGUCAACGACGGCGACCGCCUCGCCUUCUUCCGCCUCACCCCCGGCGCGACGGUGAAGAUAGGGGACAAGAGCUGCUCGCUGCAGCCGCUGCUCGGCCGCCCCUUCGGCUCCCUCUUCCGGGUCGGCCCCGACGGCCUCCUCCCCUGCCAAGACGAUGGUAAGCCGCGAGACGCCGGCGCCGCGCAGGAUGAGACCAGGGACAAUAGGUCCCUGGUCGACAACAACACCGCGCAGACGCUGUCCAGCGAGGACAUAGAGGCGAUGAAGCGGGAGGGUGCGAGCGGCGACGCGAUCGUGGAGGCGUUGAUAGCGAAUAGCUCCACAUUUGGAAAUAAGACCGUGUUCUCACAAGAGAAAUACAAGCUCAAGAAACAAAAGAAAUAUGCGCCUAAAGUGCUCUUGCGACGCCCCUCUACCCGAAGCAUUUGUGAGACAUAUUUCAAGAAGUAUCCAGCUCGAAUAGGGUUUAUGCGAGUUGAUACGCUCUCGCUCUUGUUGUCAAUGGCAAAUGUUGGUGCAUAUUCAGAUGUGCUUGCCGUUGAUAUGGUUGGGGGUUUAGUUGUUGGAGCUGUAGCUGAACGCUUAGGAGGUACAGGAUAUGUUUGUAGCACAUAUCUUGGAUCAGCGCCCAGCUCCAUAGACAUAAUAAGAAUGUAUAAUUUGAACAGUGAGAUGACCAGCAGGAUUUUCCAGGCACCACUUAGCGACCUGUGCUCCUUGAAAACAUCUGGCGAUGCUCCUGGUAGCAUUCAAGGUGAUGAACCUGGUGUAGUACCAGACGAGAGUUUUCAGUCAUCCCUGGAAAAACCAUCUGAUACAGAAGUAUCAGAUGGGAAUGCGCAGUCAACGACAGCGCAGCCAAUUGAUAUAGAGGCCCCUGAGCCUGCAACGGAUGAGCACCUUAAUCAAGGUGACAUUUCUAUGCCGGAUUGCAAAGGAAGUAAUGGCAAUUCAAUAGCUCCCAAAGCGCCGAGAGCAGGAAAAGCACCCUCACCGGAGAGGAUGAAAUAUUGGGGAGAACAUGGCUUUAGCAGUUUGAUUGUUGCUGCUCCGGGACAUGAGGUGGAGAGUGUGGUUGCUGAUUUGCUUCCACUCUUGUCUUAUUCGGCCCCAUUUGCCAUUUAUCACCAGUAUCUUCAGCCUCUUGCGACUUGCAUGCAUAGUUUGCAAGUAUCGAAAAUGGCUAUUGGGUUACAGAUAACUGAACCCUGGCUUCGAGAGUAUCAGGUCCUUCCAUCGCGCAGCCACCCACACAUGCAGAUGAACGCAUUUGGUGGGUAUAUCUUGAGCGGCAUCCGGGUACACAAGCCAGACCCCUUGGGAGCACGAGUGCAAGAGAAGUCAUCUGGCGCAACGGAGAGCAUGCUUGUCUCGUUGUAACUUCUUUUUUCUACGGGUUGCAGCGAUACGGUUUGCGUUGCGGCCUAGCUAGGUCGGAGGAGUAUACUUGUAAACAAGUAUGUCUUGCAUCCUUCCCCUGUGGGAAGGACAUGUAACAUAUGCCGGCCGGCAUUCGCCUGUGUUGUAACUGUGGUCAUUUCACAUCCCAGUUUUGAUUAGUUCACUCUCGUACCAGUGGAACA